GUUAGUAUAAAUUUCAUACACCUACAUUGAAAAUAAGCAGCGGAACGAGGAAGUAUGUAGCAUUAGUUAUAAAAGUAUGUCAAGUAGUUAACAAGAUUUUUAGAUUGAAGUCGGAAAAUACUGUCCCAUAUAAAUUAAGAUUACUUGGAAAAAAUACAUUAUUUCUGUUCGCUUUUUAUGUGUAUGAUAUGGUGGAAUUUAUAAAGCAAGCAUAAUAUUUGUUCCGAAUGUAUUUGCUGGAAAUGAAAACACACGAUUUGUUAUUAGUGUUUCUAAUACACACAACUGUUCUGUUGGCCGUUAUAGCACAACAUAACCUUACACCAUUUGGCAUAGCUACGCAAAGUUCUUACAUUGGUGGUUAUAUUCAAUUUGGUAAACCAGAAUAUGCUAUAAAACCACCUAUAUCAAAUGAAUGGUCUUUUUAUGUAUGUUCGCAUACUAAUAUAAACCGUUCUAGAACACCAGCAGAUUGGUGGAUGUUUGAAUUAUCUUUCGAAUCUGCAUUCAUCACAGAUAUAACUAUUUACUACAGAGAAGGCUUUGCUCGUCGUAUGGAUGGAUUUAAAUUAUGUGUGACCAAUACAUCAACAACUCCUCCUGUCAGUGAUUCCUGUUAUGAAGAUCCUGAUCCUGGUCUUCCAAACAUCACUCAGACUAUUCCUUUUAAUCAACUUGGGAAAUAUGUCAUUUAUUACGAUAACAAAGGAUCUACAGAAGUAGAUGGUCGUUACGAUGGACCUGUUAUUGAGUUGUGUUACGUUGCCAUUAAUGGAUGUCAAAAGAGUUUUUGGGGAAGUAAUUGUGAGGUAUCAUGUGCCGUAAAUUGCAUCAAUGGUAAUUGCUUCCCUGGAAAUGGUUCUUGUAUUUGGGGAUGUAACCCUGUUGACUGCUUAAAUGAUUUUUGCAAUAAAGAUACUGCAGUAUGCACAGACGGUUGUAAGGAAAGAAAGACCGGAAACCAUUGUAACAAGUAUAACUUGGCAUCAGACAGUUUGGUCACACAGAAUCCAAGUGGUACUGCAGUAGCUAGCAUAGCUGACGGAAAUAAAACUUCAUGUUCUAGAACACUUGGAAAAAAUGUAACAUUUCUGGUUGAUCUGAAGAAAGCAAGCAUUGUAACAGGAAUAUUAAUUACAUUUGGUGAACAUACUAUAACAGAGGGUAAUCAUUCCGUGUACGCUUCGAACACAAGCUCUGGCUGGAAAAAUGGAACUGUUUUAUAUGAUGGAAAAUCUUUCCCUACUGAAAUCGGGUUCUUUGCUGUUUUCAGAUACUUAACUUUUGUAUCACGAGUUCAACAUCCAUAUGCUAUGCUUGAAUUAUGUGAAAUUGGGGUUGUUGGUUGUCCGCCUACACACUAUGGUCCUGUUUGUACUUACUCUUGCCCACAAAACUGUCAAGGACCAUGUGACCUUGAAUCCGGGAAUUGUAUUUUUGGAUGUUUUAACGGCUGGACUGGUUAUACAUGUGAACAAGCAUGUAAUGGUGGUAGAUACGGACAAGACUGUCUUGAGGAAUGUUCAGCAAAUUGUUUAAAUCCACAAUGUAAUCACGUGACUGGAGAAUGCAUCGAUGGAUGUAAAGACGGAUGGCAGGGGUUUAAUUGUACCCAAAAAUGUCCUAAUGGUCAAUUUGGGACCAAAUGUUUGGAAUUAUGUGAGGGGUGUUUAUCUUAUAUGUGUGAUCAUGUUGAUGGUUUAUGUGAUAACACAACGGUCUGUAAGCCUGGUUAUGUAUACGGGAAGUAUUGCAACAAAGAAUGUAAUAAUUGGUAUUUUGGGAAUAAUUGUUUAAUGGAAUGUAACUGUUUAGUCGAACCCUGCAACAAAGUAGACGGAAUAUGUCCACUUGGAGGUUGUAAAGAAGGAUGGCAUGGCAAAUCAUGUGACCAGAGAUGUAGUAAGGGUUAUUUUGGGCGAAACUGUGAUCGCCCAUGUGAUGGAUGUAUAUCACAAAGCUGUGAAGCCACUGAUGGAUUAUGUUAUAACACCACUGGAUGUGAACCUGGUUAUCUGUAUGAUGAAUACUGCAACAACACCUGUGACAAUUGGUAUUUCGGUAACAACUGUACAAUGAAGUGUAAUUGUUUGACUGGGCCAUGUAGCUGGUUUACAGGGACCUGUCCUCCUGGUGGUUGUAAAAAGGGGUGGCAAGGCGAUUCAUGUGAUAAAGGAUGCUUUAAAGUUUGUUGGAGGAAAAACUUUGCUGAUGCAUGUUCACCUAAAUGUAUGGACCAACACAUUUAUCCAGAAAACGGCUCCUGUGUAUGGGGAUGUGACCCAUAGAACUGUUUGAAUCACAAAUGUGACAUAUAUACAGGAACUUGUACCGAAUGAUGUGUAACUGGGCUUUCCGUACAGUACUGUAACACUUAUAAGCAUAUUUUAAAGCUGUCUUAAAUUAACACUUUCCGUCAACGAAUAAGGUAUCAAUUAUAUUUAUUAUAUCAUAUUUGAUGAAGCAAUCACAACAAAUAAGAUAAAUAAAGCAAUCUCAUGAAGAUUUUGCACAUCAGACGAACGAAAUAAUUCAUAUUAUACGCACUUAUAAGCUUUUCUAGGCCAUACGCCCAUGUGAGAUAUUUUCAUCACUUGGCUUCCGUUGUCGUCAUCCGUCGUCGUCGUAUUUCAACCAAACUUGGGAAAUGAUCCUUAUAGUAUAUACUAUAACGUAUGACUCAUAAAGUGUUAUGUUCCUCAAAUGUCGAUUAUAGACAAAUUUUUAGUUUUUGCAACUUAUCUCGAGAACUACAAAAUAUAGAUAAACACUGUCAACAGUCAAAAUGAUCAGCAUUACAGUAUAUACAAAAAGUUCAAAUGACCGAAAGAGUCGUCGCCCUUAGAGCAAUUUGUUGACUAGUUUUCAUAAUAUCGCAAUUUCUUCAAAAAUAUAAGAGAAACUUAGAAACAGUAAAAAACAUACAAGAUCAGCUAUACAAGAGCUACAAAAAUGGAAAAUGACUUAAACUAUUCAAUGACUACUUGAGCAGUUUUUGCCUUUAAAUGACGCAUUUUGAGAGUGUUUAGUGUAUUUGAAUUAUCUCGAUAAAUACAAUAGAUAGGUACAAACAGUGCACUACAAUUAUGGUCAGCAAUACAAGAUCUACGAAAAUAGCAUAUUAACUAAUUGCAAUGAAGGUAAAGGAUGAUGCCUAAAUUGAGAUUUACGGAAAGUCUCGGUUCCGACUGUUGACUCUGACUCUGACAGCAAAAACUACAGGGGUCGUCUCAAAAGUUAAUUUAGCGGCGCAAUUUAUCCAUAAGUAGUCCAUAAACGGAUCAUACCAUAGCUCCACCGACAAUAAAAAUCAAAAUUUGAAUCCAGAGUUUUCAUAACAGCACAUUUCAAUCGGAUAUGUCGUCAAGCUCAUACACAUGUAUAUGAAGCCAGAUACUUUAUUUUGAAUGAUUUUUUUCCUGCAUCCAUAUGGCCAUAGUUAUAUAUAAAAGUACAUAUUAUGUGUGAGCCAAGGCCGUUCUUUGACCUACAAUGGUUUACCUUUACAAAUUGUGACUUGGAUGGAGAGUUGUCUCAUUGGUACUCAUACAACAUCUUCUUACAUCUUUAUAUGUACAUCCCGUUUUCUGAUAUAAACAUUUUCCUGUUUUACAGAUACGAAAAUAAAAGGAACAUCAAGGUUAGGGAGUAAUCUUUAAUUUAGAUAAGGGGGGAGGAGGGGGUGGUAAGGAGAAGAAAUUUGCAGUAAAAAGGCAGUACCAAUGUAUCAAUGAAGUAACAAAUCCUACAUUCAUUUUUGAACAAGAAGUUGAACGCUCAAAGGCUGCGAUGGCAAUUUUGAAAUUUGAAAGGGUUGUCAUACAUAAGUCCUGCAUCUAAAGAGCUUUCGUUUAUACAAAGUUUGGUAAAAUACUUUUUUUCAGUCGGAAAAGAUAACGGACAAAACAACGGAUGACAAGUGAUCAGGGCAAUAGCUCACAAAUACAUUUCAGCUAAGAAGCAGGGGAUAAGAUUUGUGAUACUGUAUAUAUUAACUAAAAAAAAUAUAGGAAAUAAAUUUUAUUUGUUUUCUCAACCUGCAAUCAAUCGGAUUCUGUUUCCGAAGAACUAACUCCGAUAACUUUCAUUAUUUUUGGAAUUUUUUUCGUAAUAAAUCUGUUAUAUGCCAUCUGGUUUUCGCGGAUAAUGUCCAUCAACAGUCGCUUUUUGGCCUUUUGCUUGUGUUUUUCUGGUUUUUGUGUGGAAGACCCAGCUUCAUUUCAAUAGAUGGUUCUGUGUCAACUGUGACAUCCUCAUUUGGCGCUUCUACUUCUGCUUUUGCUUGGGCUACUUGAAACUCUUCCGCUGAAUCUGACAGGUCGUUCAUCACCUUUUUCUGGAUGUCAGCAGUUUUUGUAGUGGAAGCUGUUUUCGCCGCAUUGUCGAUGUCAUAUUUUGGGGUUAAUUUCUCUUCCUUAUCUUUUAUUAGUCCCCUACCGACAAAGUCGAGGGGGACUUUAGGUUUGCACUCCGUCCGUCUGUCUGUCUGUCUGUCUGUCUGAAGAUAUUGAUUUGGUAUUUGGUGUAUUGUGUUAUCAUGACAAGUUACAGAUCAAGUUCGAAUUAUGUUCCGGUCUGAUGAUUUUGUGCAGAGUUAUAGUCCUUGGACUUAGAAAAUUUACUCAAAUAAUUAGUUUUCCGCACUUCUUUUCGUCAAAUCUUUGUGCAAUGCUAGUAUAUAACAUAUUGCUAUUAAAGAUAACAUUUGGAUUUAUAUGAAAUGAAAGUUAAGAGUUGUCAAAGGGUUUAAUGACCAUAGAUAUGUUAGCGUGUUUGCUUUACUGCUAAAGUAUACUUUAUUAUGUAUAUGUUUGUGCUUUAUAUUACCUGUGUGAGAUAAAAUACCGGAUUUUAUAUAUAUAUAUUCACAACACAGUGUUGCUAAUUGUUGUAUGUCUUCCACGUUUUGGAUAUUCGGUCCCAAGUUUUAUGUUUCGUUUAUCAAAACAAUAGCCCAAUAGUGUUGGAUGAAUAUGCUUCUGUUAUUUUAAAACUUCAUUUUUGUGAUUUUCUUGAUGAGUUGUUUUGGAUACCAUGAGCAUGGUGAAUCCAAAGAACAUUUUGUAUUUAACUAUACGAGAUGGAUAUAAGUUGAAUGAACAUAGACAUUCUCGAUCUACCCAAUAGUUUCAUUUCAUAUUACUCGCUAAAUAAUAUAACUGAAAAGAACUAUUUGAUUUAAGCAUUAGAAAUGUACGAGCUUCUUCCGUGAUACCAAUCAAGCUAUAUGUUGUUUUU
Molecule: messenger RNA, 5238 nt
Organism: Mytilus californianus (California mussel)
Lineage: Eukaryota; Metazoa; Mollusca; Bivalvia; Mytilida; Mytilidae
Product: multiple epidermal growth factor-like domains protein 10
Exons: 14
Coding region: 228-2288 (686 amino acids)
Molecular function (GO): scavenger receptor activity
Source: RefSeq, a predicted model, not a curated record